UUUCAAAAUGGAUUCUGAAAGUUUUUUGAAAGUUUUUAAAAUUGAUAAUAAAUUGUGUUUUCUUCAUGUACGGUGCGCUAUGGAGCUAUACUAAGACACCGAAACAUUAGAUCUACUAACAUUUUACAAUAUGACGUUAAAGGAGUGUUUACUGUGUCGAGUAUUAAGUGAAGAGGAAGACUUGAACAUAGUUUCUGCCAAAGAUGUUCAGAGAAUGCAAAAAAUCACUGGCAGAGAUAUACAAAUGACAGGUGAUGAUGAUGAAUUAGUCGUCUGUGUUUCUUGCCGUAUUCACAUAGAUAGUAUGAAAUUUAGCAAUGAAUCAAGAAGUACUAUUACCAUAGACUCUGGUGCCAACGCAUCGAGUGAAUUUACAAGGCUAAAACCGCACAAUCUUCCUGAUCCUCGCAGUGUCGUUCCAACUGAAUCUUCCCUAUAUGAGCAGACACUGCAAAAAAUUAUUGAUGAAGUUCGAGCUGUACUAGGUGAAACUGUACCAAAUAGCGAAUGUGGACUAUGGAUAAGCGAUAAAAAGCAUUCACUGGUGAAACAAUUGAGUGAUCAAAAUGCAAGUCAAUCUGAUUUAAGUAGAGUUGCAGGUAUUUUAGCUCAAGAAUGGAAAAAUACUCAUUCUCAAAUGCUAUGUAUUCUAAAAAUGCCCUGCACAUCUUCAAUUGAUAAUAAGAGUGAUCCUAAUUUAUCAUUGCUCAAAUUUACACAAAUAGGGAAGUCUGGACAAGUAACUGAAAAUCAAAUACAACCGAAUACUGUUGAAUGCUAUACUCAGGAGCUAACAAAAGUCAAAGACCCCAAGUUGCGACAAGGAAAGAUCACAAAUCAACCAGAUAGACGUGAAGAUAACCAUAUUAAAAGACCACUGAAUGCAUUUAUGUUGUGGUCAAAAGAAUUCCGUACUGUGUUUAAAGAGAAAAAUCCUAAUCUUAAUAAUACACAGAUCAGCCAACUGCUUGGGGAAGGUUGGCGAAAAAUGUCUAAUGAAGAGAAAGAUGUUUAUUAUCUUAGAUCAUCAAGUUUAAUGAGGCAACAUUCCUUAGCGCAUCCAGGUUAUAAGUAUCAACCUCGUAUCAAGAAACCGAGAGUUUAUAACCUAGGCCCAGAUGACAUACUCCAAAGUUCUUCCAGACAAAAAAAUUUCAGUCCUUAUGUGUCAAAGUAUCAGACAUAUCCGCUGUCUGAUGGCAACUUACGAAACCAUACUAAAACAUCAACAACGGUUGCUGAUGCUCCCCUUGAUGCAAACCUACAAGUCUUCUCGGUAGAAACCAUAAAUCAGGAAGAUUUUGACAAAAUGGACUCUGAAUCUUCAAGACAAUGCAGCAAUGAUGAAAGUGAUGACAGUGACAUCUAUAUUGAAGAAAUCAUUGAUUCUGACGAUUCUGAUGAUAUUAUUGACAUAACUAAAGACGAAGAAUCAAAUACUUCAGCUUAUGAAAUCUCAAUCCAGAAAAAACAUGAAACACAUUCUAAAUCUAGCACUCCUCAAACUAUAAUAAUUGGAGAUAGAUAUGUUAGAGCCAGUCAAACUCCUUUACAUUACAUUCCUAUCCAAAUCACUCCAGAUACCCAGUCCUCUAUAAUCGAUACCAAUUCAAAUGCACAUACAUCAUCUUCACAUAGUGGUGAUGUCAACCACAAUCUUGUUAGACACAGAGGUGGAAAUAAAAAUGAAAAAGGUGAGCAUAUUAAGAGGCCUCUGAAUGCAUUCAUGGUGUUUAAUAAAGAACUACGUAACAGUGAGUUCAAGGGGACCAGUCUUCACACCAGAGAGGUUAGCGCCAUCCUCUCAAAACGCUGGAAAGAUAUGAGUGAUGAAUUGAAGAGCUCCUAUUAUGAUAAAGCAGCUGAGCUUGGUAAAGAACAUAUGCGGAAAUACCCGAAUUACACUUAUAUGCCACGUAUGGCACGUCCCAAAGGUACUCAUAAAUUGAGAAAAUUCCCUCAGUUUAGGGAUUUAUAUAAACUGUAAAAAUAUGCAAAAAUGAACUUAAGUACAUGUACAUUUAAACUUAUAAGACUAAAACUUGUUAAAGUGAACAUUCCAGGCUAGAGUUACCAACCCUUCCAUCAGUCUGGGCUUCCAGCAAUCAAUAUGAACAUGACUCAAAGGUAUAAGCCAGACAUGAGGCAGACUCGCCUCGCCUAUUUAAAUUUGCCUCACAUAUUGUGUUGCUGUAUUAUCCCAAAGUUGAGGCCAGAUUUGUAAACAUUCAGUUCUAUUACGUAUUAGCCAUGUUAGCAGAUUAGUGAUAUUGCAAAGAAUGAAAAUUAAAAUGACGCUUUUGUAGUAUGAGAAAUAUAUUACAGAUAUCACCUUUUCCAGCUCACAUGGAUUUGAAAAUAAUGUGACAUUUUUAUUCUAAGAACUCGCAUGCAAUGAAAUGACGCAUGAAAUAAUUAUAAAGAAAUGCUGUACAUUAUAAUGGAAUUCAUAGAACAGAAGCCUAGUAUGAUUUUUUGUGAUAUCAUUUUAUUUACUCAACUAUUGAUCAUGGUUACGCACACCAAAUAUAGCUGAGUGCUGGAAGUCUUGAGAGCUGGUGUAUCAUAUUAGGCAAGGGGGAUCCUGAUAUCACAAACAUAUAAGAUAAUCAGUUUUCUUAUAUUAUUCAUUAUGUGGAUGGGAAUUUAUACUCUGGAAAAUGUCUUCAUUAAUGUUUGUGUAUACUGUAGAUUGGGUUAAUUUGGCGCUACUUAAUUUGGCGAUUUUGCCAUUUUUGGCAUAUUGGCGGCUAUUUAAUUUAGCGGAUAUGCAAGAAAAUUAACUUACGCACUGUUUGCGAAUUACCAUGUAAAUGGAUAAGUUUGGCUAUGUCCAUUUUUCUUUUGAGGACCACUGGCGAUCAUCCUUUACAUUUUGCACCUCGAUCGAUGCUGCUACUAUACCACGCUUUUCCUUUCUAGUUUUUCCCUGAAUAUUAAUGAGUGACUGACCAGUUCUGAGCCAAUUUAUGAGAGACAUUUUUCAUAUUUUUGAAAGAAACUAAACCGGAAGUGACCUAAAUACACUGGAGGAAAUACUGUACGCCCGGUAUUAUUCGCGAGCUUUAAUUUCGCGAAUUUUGCGAAAACACGGUUUCGCGGCUAUUAAAUUUCGCGAAUUUCACAAGUUUGAAAUUCAUUAUUCUUGGAAUUCUCAAGCUAAAUUACUAGUAGAUGUACAGUAAUUGCACUUACCUGAUGUCCCGCGUUUGGAAUUGGACUUCAUGUUAUCUUUUGCAAUUGCACUUCAUUUGCAAUGAUGUGAUCGAUAUCAUUAUUGGGCCUACUGGUGGUACUGGGCCGAAUCAGCCAACGUAAAAUGGACAUUACUGAAGUCCUGAAGAUCGUGGAUAUCCAAUUAUCGCCCAAUAACACUACACAAAACGAAAAUGCAUCAGAGCCCCGGGUAAUAACAAAUUCCCGGGGAUUUAAUUGGCAAUUUCGCGACGAUAAUUUUUCGCGAUUUUAACACCAUCGCGAAAAGCGCGAAAGUUAAUCGCACGCGAAUAAUACCGGGCGUACAGUACUCUAGAUAAUUCCCGGGGAUUUAUUUUAAAUUUUGGCGAAGAUUUAUAUUGGCGAAUUUUUCAAUUUCGCCAAAUUCGCCAAAUUAAAGCGGGCGCCAAAUUAACCCAAUCUACAGUAUUAUAAUAUGUUUUUCACAAAUCUUGAUUUUCAUUUUUUAGAAAUCUAAAAUUAUUUCAUACAACACCUUCUUUUUAAUUUUUGUCUCAGGCAAAUAAAUCGAGAUUAUCCUAUAUGCAAUAUGUGAUUCAUAUUACAGCAGUACAUGUAUUGGGAUUAGGCCAUGGCCAAUAGAAUGUACUGUACUUCUAGGCGACUUUGCUCUUUUGAACAUUUGGCGACUAGGCUACUUAAUUUGGUGGACUUGCAAUAUUACACUCUACUAAUGGUCCUAAUUUACAAGGAUGGCAGCCACUUAAUUUGGCGAACUUUAACAAUUUGGCAAAUCUGCCAAAUUAAAACAGCCGCCAAAUUAAAUAGAAGUACAGUAUUUGCUGGAGGAUCAAGGUCCUGAGGCAAAUAAAUUACAUUGACCAAGGGAUAAUAAUACCAAUAUUAUGAACCAACUAUUGUAUGUAGGACAUCUUUUUAUCGUAAAUUCUUAUAUGAUUUUUUUCAUACUUUUAGUUUACAUUUUUUCCAUUGUGAGUAUAUCACUAUAUCCUUUCUCUGUGAAUACAACAUGGUACCUGCUUGAUAUACCUCAAACAUGUCCAAGUAUAGAAUAAAUACAUUUUAUAUCAUUAUGUAUGAAUGUUGUCAACUAUUAGCAAUAAGUAUUACUAUAAGAUGUAAAUAAGGUAAAAUAAGGUAUUUUGGGGCAUUGCUUGAGAUUUAGAUAAAUUAAUAUUAUAUGUAAUAUGAAAAUAAAUACAUUAUCUGUUAGGUACUUAAAAUAAAAAGUGGUGUCUGUUAAAUUUUUUUCUCAUUUUUAAUUUGAAUCAAAUCAUAGAUCUUAAUAGACUAGAUGCGAGUAGAAAUAAACUUGAUUUAGGUCAUUAAAUAUUCAAAAUUCAGUCAAACUGAUGUCAUAUUUGGAAUCUACAUGAAGAAAUACAUCUAAAAAUAUGUUUCAAAAAUUGUUUAUCAACUUUGAAAAUUUAGUUGUUUUGAAAAUGUGACUUCUAGUUCGGGGAGAUUCCCCAUAGACCCCAUGUUAUAAAAUCACAAAAAGUGAAAUAUAUUUUUCUUGUAUUGACAGAUCAUAUUUUCCUUUACUGGACAUAUUUUAUUUAAUUUGUAUAACUAUUAGAUACAUAAUGCUGAUAUGAAAAUUGAACCACUAAAACUGAUGAAUAUUCAUGUUUAAAGUUCAUUUACUCUUAAGGAUCACAAUUUUAAUGUGAGAUCACAAUCAAAUGUCAUUUAGCCAUAACAAUACCCAUGAUGCCAUCUGUUUUUCCAUUUAUAUGGAAAAGGGUCAAUUGUAUAUCAAUU
Owenia fusiformis is the source of this 4962-nucleotide messenger RNA. The record is from the annotation of a GenBank genome assembly. Lineage: Eukaryota; Metazoa; Annelida; Polychaeta; Sabellida; Oweniidae.